Molecule: messenger RNA, 1744 nt
Organism: Solenopsis invicta (red fire ant)
Lineage: Eukaryota; Metazoa; Arthropoda; Insecta; Hymenoptera; Formicidae
Product: alpha-tocopherol transfer protein-like
Exons: 5
Coding region: 234-1106 (290 amino acids)
Cellular component (GO): membrane
Molecular function (GO): phosphatidylinositol bisphosphate binding
Source: RefSeq, a predicted model, not a curated record
AAACUUGCUUCUGCAGUAGAAAACUGGUUACAGCAGUGUUCAAUAAGUUUCUAGACUGUAUAGUACAUCUUCACUAGCUUUAAGAAUAUUGCAUUAAUGUGCGGAAGAUAAGUGUUGAAAAGAUAAGAAAGUGUUUUUCAAUAAUAAAAAUUAAAAUAAUUUCUCAUAGAUAUUUCUCGAACACAAUCAGAUAUAGUAAAAUACAUUUUUAUUGUAAUUCAAACUAAGUUUCAAUGUCACUAAUAAAAAGAAUCACAUUAGAAGAGGAAAUGGAAAAAAGUUCUGAAUUGAAACUAUCGGAUAUACAAUCACUGAAAGAAUGGUGCGAGAAACAACCGCACUUGCCAAAAAUUGAGGAUAGUUUUCUCGCCUUGUUUCUUCACAGCAAUUAUUAUCAAAUGGAACAAACAAAAAACACAAUAGAAAAUUAUUAUACGAUUAGAACGCAUGUACCAGAAUUUUUUUCCAAUCGAGAUCCGCUCGGGAACAAGGAAUUACGACAAGCUUUUAAAAUUAUGACCAGUUUUCCCUUAAAUGGAGUAACGAAGGAUGGCUACACAAUGAUAUAUGGAACAAUUCUGGAUGCCGAUCCUUCUCAUUAUAAUUACAAUGACGUCACCAAAUAUUCCUUUAUGUUGUUGGAUGUAUUGUUUCUGACGCACGGUAUAAACAACGGUUAUGUCAAUAUCGUCGAUGUUGGUAAACUGUCAUUCGGUCAUGUCACGCGAAUGAGUCUGUCGGCAGCCAAGAAAAACACUUUUUACAUCCAAGAAGCAGCACCGAUGCGUUUAAAGGAAUUCCAUAUUAUAAACGCACCACCUGCCAUGGAAUUGCUCAUGAAUAUUUCUAGACCUUUGUUGAAGAAAGAGCUGAUAGACAUGAUACAUGUUCAUUCAUCGUUGGAAAGCCUUUCUAAAUACAUACCGUUAGAUGCGCUACCGAAUGAGUUGGGUGGAAAAGGAGGUUUUAUACAAGAAUUAGCUGAUAAUCAAAUAAAGCUACUCGAGGACUAUCGUGAAUGGUUCCUGCUGGAUGAAACAACUGGACGCGUUAAUGAAGCAUUGAGAAUUAACACACCGAAAAAACAGUCUUGUUGCAUUACUUAGAAAUCUAAUAGAUUUAACAAGAUUACUGAUCGCAGCGCCAUUUCCUUUACAACAUUGAAAAACUUGAAGUUGUUACGUCCGGCCUUAGAAGAGAGAUUCUUAUUUUACAAUAAUCUGGAUUUAGGGAAGGGAUGGGAGGACACAACAUUGAGUUCGUGCACUUGUACUAUUGGACGUGACACGAGAGCAACGCGUAGACGUUUCAAGUCAUGUUUCAAUGGUUGACCAGGAUCCAAUGACAGAUGUCCAGCCCGUCGUUCGCGCUCCUCGGUCCUGUUUCGCGGCAACGUAUUUAAACGCUCUCCCCUGGAUCAGAUCACGUGCUAAAAUCUGUUGAGAGCUAAGGAUGGUGGUGGGGUUUAUGGUCGAGAAAUCAAUUCAAAUUAGGAAAAAGAUUUAGCUUAAUGAGAGAAAAAAAAACGUUUUAUACAAUUAAAUUUUAUACAUGAAGGUUUAUUUUAAACAUUAUAAAAGUGUUUAUAAAAAGGAUUUUAUAUUUAACUAACAUGUCUCCAAAUUAUAAUAAUAAGCUUAAGUUACUUUGUAUUAAACGUUAACAUAUAUAUAUGUAUAAUGUGGUGUAUAUUUAUGUAUAUAUAAUUCAUGAUAUAUAAUAACGUUAGCUUGAGAGCAGAGAA